Molecule: messenger RNA, 1794 nt
Organism: Ipomoea nil (Japanese morning glory)
Lineage: Eukaryota; Viridiplantae; Streptophyta; Magnoliopsida; Solanales; Convolvulaceae
Exons: 4
Coding region: 1-1794 (597 amino acids)
Biological process (GO): DNA integration
Molecular function (GO): nucleic acid binding
Source: RefSeq, a predicted model, not a curated record
AUGGUAUCAGAGCUUCCUCGAAGCUAUGCAGCGGCUGUUACAAUGAACACUAGAGCAGGCGAAGGAAAUUCAAACAUCAAUCAUGUGAAUCAGAAUGCAACAAAUCAGAAUUCGAGCCAACAAAGUGAAGAAUUUGAUGAUCCCUACUACCUGCAUGUUACUGAAAAUCCGAACCUGAUCUUAGUCUCACCUACUCUAUAUGAAAUCAACUACAACUCAUGGAGCAGAUCUAUGAGAGUAGCUCUCGAAAUUAAGAACAAAUAUGGCUUUGUUGAUGGAUCCUUACCAUGUCCAGGUGUAUUGGAUCCCAAAUAUGGUGUAUGGAUGAGGUGCAACAAGAUCGUGUGCUCUUGGAUCAUGAAAUCUCUCAAUUCCACCAUUGCAGAGAACAUACUUUACUUUGACAUAGCAUCAAAUAAUGAGAUCUUCACCAAUGUGCAAGGUGACAAAAGUGUUAAUCAGUAUUUUACGAAAUGCAAUGCUCUAUGGGGUCAUAUGAAUGCCAUGAGACCCCUACCAACUUGUGAAUGUGUUCCUAGAUGCUCAUGCACUCUAAUGAGUAAAAUACUGAAGGAAAAACAAGAUGAUCAGGUUAUUAGGUUCCUAGAGGGACUAAAUGACGAGUAUGAGUCCAUAAAAUCAGGAGUGCUUGUUAUGGACCUCAUUCCUAGCAUGGAGAAAGUCCUCAACAUGACCUUGAAGAUAGAAAGAAAGCUCAAUGGAGCUGUUAGCCAAAAGGCUGCUGAACUGAUUCAAUCAAAUGCUGUUGAAACCAGUCAGAAUCAAUUUACAGAUGAACAAAGUAUUGCAGCUUGUUCAGUUGGGGAUAUAGGAUUGACUGCAGAUCAGUUCCAGAGGUUGGUGGUCCUCUUACAGAAUCAAAACCAAGCAGGUCAAUCAUCAUCAACUAAUGCUGCUGUCACUAUGAAUAACACUGGGAUGAGAACAGACUUCAGAAACAACUAUAAGGGGUCCAAUGAAGGCAAGUUCAUUUCUAACCUUCAUAUUAACUGUGAAAUAGAUGCUAUAUGGAUUUUGGAUUCAGGUGCCACUGAUCACAUUGCAUGUUCAUUAGAUUACUUUGAAAGCCAUCACAAAGUUUUUGGAUUAUCUGUUAGACUACCUAAUGGAGAGAAUGUGAAUGUCACACAUAACUUUUACAGCUAUGUUGAAACUCAAUUUGCCACAAAGAUCAAAGUUGUAAGGACAGAAAAUGGGAGUGAGUUUAUGAUGAACAGUUUUUGCAAUGAUAAAGGGGUUGUGCAUCAAAGAUCUUGUGUAUAUACCCCUCAACAGAAUGGUAUUGCAGAAAGAAAGCAUCAACAUAUUCUAAAUGUGGCUAUGGCUCUUAGAUUCCAAUCUGGUUUGUCAAUGGAGUUCUGUGGUCAUUGUGUCUUACAUGCCUCCUAUUUGAUCAACAGACUGCCUACUGCCACAGUUGGUAACAAAACUCCUUUUGAGAUGUUAUUUGGGAAAGAUGUGAAUUAUGAUCAAAUGAAGGCUUUUGGAUGUCUAUGUUAUGGUUCCACUAUAUCACAAGGAAGAAAUAAAAUGCAGUCUAGAGCCAGGAAGUGCAUUUUUUUGGGAAUCCCUGCAAAUAUAAAAGGCUACAUACUAUAUGAUUCGACUAGCCAAGAAGUGUUUGUUUCCAGAGAUGUCCAAUUCUAUGAACAAGUGUACCCUCUCAAAGAAAGCCACUCAACAGAUAAUCCAAAGGCACCUGAAAUUGAGAUGUUCAAUCCUACACUGCCUUUAGUUCCUAUAUCCACUGAGAUAGAUAUUACACCUCUAUAA